Molecule: messenger RNA, 2199 nt
Organism: Rotaria sp. Silwood2
Lineage: Eukaryota; Metazoa; Rotifera; Eurotatoria; Philodinida; Philodinidae
Source: the annotation of a GenBank genome assembly
AUGGUUAAUGAUUUAUUCUUACAAUGGCUUUCAUUACCGGAUACACGUACAACUCUAUCUGCUGCAUUACAUAGUGUUCGAACAAAUAGUAAAAUGCCAGAACCUAUAAUUUAUUCAAAGACUCUUACAACACGUGGUGGUGGAUUUUCAAAAUCGCAACAUUUUGAAUCACCACCCGUUUCACCUGUACCUCGGGCACCGUCAAGUCCACGUGUUAGUUCAUCGAAUAAUUUCUCACUUGGUGAAACUACUCCUGGUAUAAGUAGUCGUAGUGAAGAAAAGAAACAACGUUCAUCAAAGAAAAUAUCUACAACAGUGAACGGUAGUCCUAGUCCUAUUAUUGAUCAACAACAAGUAUCUAUAGAAAAAGUUUUAACCACUCAAUUUCCAAGAUCCGAAACAACUCCAUCGUCUCCUACAACAUCGACAAGUAGUACUCCAAAUCGAUCUUCAGCAAGAACUACAAGUACACCAUCAAAGGAUGUUUCAUCAAAACAAUCUCAACAAACACCUAUUUCACAACCGAGUCCACAAUCACCAUCAAAUGUUCCACUUGAUCAAUCUCCCAAACCAACAAAUACUACACUUACUUCUGCACAACAACCAGUUGAUAAUAUUAUAUCUUCGCCAACUGUUACUAUAACAAAAACACCCAUAUCAUCAUCACCUAAUGAACAAGUCAUACAGCCGAAAUUAACACCAUCAAAAACAACAACUUCAAUUGUUCAACAAACAACAUCAAUAACUGUUAAAAUUGAAGAAAAACAAAAAUCUGUUGAAACCAUUCCUAAAUUUUAUUUUUCUGAUGAAUACAAUGCAUCGGUAUCAACACGUGAUGCACUACUUACUAAACAAUUACGAAAAGUUCAAGAUGAAUUAUUUGUACCAAAACAUGAUAAACUACAUUUGGAAGAUUUUGGAAAAGUUGCUCAGUUAGUCGAUUUGACUUUAUAUUGGAAAGCACCAUUAUUUCGUGCGUGUGUACAAGAUGCUUUAGGAUCACAAGUAACAAUAACAUCAGAUACAACUGUUACUUAUUCACAAUUUGAAUCAUUUUGGAAAAAAGUAUGUAAAAACAAUCAUGAUAAUGCAUUAAAAUUUAUCUAUUUACUCAUUCAUUCAUCUCCAUCAACAUCACCAAUGAAUCGUCAAUAUUUAACUAUUGAUGAUUGGGAUUAUUUUAUACAAGAUAUAAUAGAUACACAUCCGGGUUUAAAGUUUCUUCGUGAAGCACGUGAAUUUCAUUCAAGAUAUAUUAAAACAGUUGCUGCAAGAGUUUAUUAUAAUUGUAAUCGAUCAUGGUCAACAAGAUUAACUGUACAAGAAUUGAGACGAUCAAAUUUUUUAGAGACUCUCGAUAGAAUUCAAGAAGAAGAAGAUAUUAAUCGUAUACAUGAUUAUUUUUCAUACGAACAUUUCUAUGUUAUUUAUUGUAAAUUUUGGGAUAUAGAUGCUGAUCAUGAUUUAUUAAUUAGUCGUGAUGAUUUAGCCAAACAUAAUAAUGGAGCUAUUUCUAAUAAAAUGAUCGAUCGAAUUUUUUCGGGUGCUGUAUCGAAUAGUCAAAAUAUGAAAGAAGGAAAAAUGUCUUAUUAUGAAUUCGUAUGGUUUCUUAUUUCUGAAGAAGAUAAAUGUUCACCAACGAGUAUUGAAUAUUGGUUUCGUUGUAUGGAUAUAGAUGGUGAUGGUAUUUUAUCCAUGUAUGAAUUAGAGUAUUUCUAUCAAGAACAAGUACAUAAAAUGGAAAUAUAUGGUAUUGAAUAUAUGCCAUUUGAAGAUUGUAUAUGUCAAAUGCUUGAUUUAGUGAAACCUGAAGAAGAAAAUAAAAUACGUUUAAAAGAUUUAAAACGAUGCAAAUUAACAAAUAUUUUUUUUGAUACAUUUUUUAAUCUUGAAAAAUAUUUAGCCAACGAACAAAAAGAUCCUUUUUCAAAUUUGAAAGAUCCUGAUACACCUGAAGUAUCUGAUUGGGUUAAAUAUGCUGAAGCUGAAUAUGAUAAUUUAACACAUGAAGAUGGAGCUAAUGAUGAUCUUGAUGAUGAAAAUUACGAUGAAGAUUUUGAAGAUGAAGAUGAUGGAACUGAAGAAUCAAAAAAUAAAAAAUUAACUGGUAAUAAUGUAUCAUCACCCCAACGUGUUGCUUCUGCUUCAAACAAUAAAGCUGAUGAUUUAGAAAAUGAACUUAAACGUUGGAAAGAUUGA